This is a messenger RNA of Alnus glutinosa, 1376 nucleotides long. RefSeq names its product STOREKEEPER protein-like. The record is from RefSeq and is a predicted model, not a curated record. Bases 25 to 1236 code for a protein of 403 amino acids. Lineage: Eukaryota; Viridiplantae; Streptophyta; Magnoliopsida; Fagales; Betulaceae. Gene Ontology annotation, cellular component: nucleus. The transcript has a single exon. Gene Ontology annotation, biological process: regulation of DNA-templated transcription.
CUCGCUUGUUCUCUGACUCUCGCAAUGGCUCCGAAGCGUCUCAAAGAAGACCCACCACCCGCCACUACUUCUUCUGGGGAAGAGGAGGAGUCUGAGAACGACGCCGUUUCAGAAGAAGAAGAAGAAAAAAAUGAAAUAUCUGAGAAUGAAGAAGAAGAAAAAAAAGAAAAAUCGGAGAAUGAAGAAGAAGAAGAUGAUGAAGAUGAAGAGGAAGACGAAGACGAAGACCUAGCAAAAUCCCCUGCGGGAAAGCCCUCUGUAACGCCAUCCAAAUCCCAACCGUCAUCCGGGUCCGAUACCGAGUCCGCGUCUGGGACGGACUCCGACCCCAAGUCCCCGCCUUCCCCGUCCGCCUCCGCCUUCACCAUCAAGCCGAUCGCGUCCAAGCCCAUGGCCCACGGUCUACUCAAGACCACGAAGGCCAACAACAACGUUCCGAUAUCUGUUUCGGGGCCAUCGAAACGGGCAGCGGAGUCCGACCCGAGUAAAGCCAAGGACUCGAAGAAGAGGAAGGUAAUAUCAUCGUCAUCAACAACAACAAUAACAACAGCAACCAACGGCGACGAUGAGGACCCGAAGAAGGUAUCUGGGCCUGGAGCUGGGGCCAUCCAACGGCUGUGGGGCGAGGAGGACGAGCUGGCCGUGCUGAAGGGAAUGAUCGAGUACGGGUCGAAGAUAGGGUCCGACCCGUAUUCCCACAUGGGCGUGUUCCACGAGUUCAUCAAGAAGAGCCUCCGCGUCGAGGUCUCCAAGGCCAAGUUGAUGGACAAGAUUCGGAGGAUGAAGAAGAAGUACCAGACAAACUUUGACAAGGGUGGCAAUGACAUGGUCUUCUCCAAGCCCCACGAGCGCAAGGCCUUCGAGCUCUCCAAUAAGAUUUGGGGCACUCAGACCACUCGAAAGCCCAAAAUUAAUACCAGUUCCGUGACAGUAGCAUUGCCGAGGCAAGAGGUGGUGGAGAAUGGGGGAGGAGUGGAGGGGUUUUGGGGGGUUUAUCCGUGUUUGAAGGCGGCGUUGGAGACGACGGCGGAGAUGGGGUUUCCAGGUUUGUCGGGGUUGGGGACGGGGACGAGGUUUGUGAGGGAGUUCAUGGCGAAGAUUGGGAGUGGGAAGCUAAAGGAGAUGGAGGACAGGUGCAGGGAGGUGAGGGUGGCUCAGCUGGAGGUGUAUGUGAAGAGGAUGGAAUUGGUUCACGAGCUAGGGGAGGUCGUUUUGGAGGCAAUGAAAAGGAGGUAAUCUGUGGUUUUUGGUUUUGUGUUUGGUUUACUUUGACGGAAAAUUGGUUUUGUUUGAAACCCUUUGUGUCGAAUUCAUAGGGGUUUCCAAAUUUUGGUUUACAUUAUUAUGUUAAUAAAUUGAAAUUUAAGUUUUUGGUA